Cajanus cajan (pigeon pea) is the source of this 1271-nucleotide messenger RNA. The record is from RefSeq and is a predicted model, not a curated record. NCBI's taxonomy places the organism in Eukaryota, Viridiplantae, Streptophyta, Magnoliopsida, Fabales, Fabaceae.
AAAAUUCUGUUCAUUAAUUUGACUUGUUCUUAAGACAAAACUGAUAUGUAGUUCUGCAUGUGCUUUUGAUGUUAUUAUCCGAUCAAAAUUGAAAUUUUACAGUAGCCUUAAACACCAAAAAUACUUACAAAAUUGCAUCUAAGUUUUGUUCUGGUUCUUAUUAAUUGGAGUGAGUUAGUAUUAGACAGUAAUAGUGAUUUUGUUGGUAAUAUUGAUGAUUCAAAUUUGAAAUGAAAUUCAUUUUAGGCUGUGGAUUGGCUGGUGAAGAUUUGGCCAUUAAAGACAAUAGGACCAUGCUUGCCAUCUAUGUAUUUGGACAAAAGACUGCAAGAUGACAAGGACUAUGGUGUUAACAUGUAUAACCCAAACUCAGAAGCAUGCAUCAAGUGGCUUGAUGAUAAACCAAAAGGGUCAGUUGUGUAUGUCUCUUUUGGGAGCAUGGCAGAGCUUAGUGAGGAGCAAACUGAGGAACUAGCUUGGGGUUUGAGAGAUGGUGGAAAUUAUUUCAUAUGGGUGAUUAGAGAUUCUGAGCAGGGUAAGCUUCCAAAGGACUUUGUUGGCACAUCAGAGAAGGGUUUAAUAGUCGCAUGGUGUCCUCAACUACAAGUCUUGAUACAUGAGGCUUUGGGGUGUUUUCUCACACACUGUGGUUGGAACUCUACAUUGGAAGCUUUGAGCUUAGGAGUUCCACUAAUUGCAAUGCCACUGUGGACAGACCAGAUCACAAAUGCAAAGCUUGUAAGGGAUGUGUGGAAAAUUGGAGUCAAAGCUGUUGCUGAUGAGAAAGAGAUAGUUAGAAGAGAAACAAUCACACAUUGCAUAAAGGAAAUAUUGGAGACUGAAAAGGGAAAUGAAAUAAAGAAAAACUCCAUCAAAUGGAAGAAUUUGGCCAAGAAUUAUGUUGACGAGGGAGGAAAUUCUGAUAAAAGUACAACAGAAUUUGUAACUGAACUGGCUCAUCGCUGUGCUGCAUCAAAAUGAUGGCGGAGAAUGCUCUGAUAAUAUAUAAAAGUUGUGUGCCGCUGCCAAAUUUCGCUAUGCUAAUUCUGCUAAGAAUAGUUAUUGUUGGCAUCUUUAUGUAGUAACGAGAAAACAAGGUUGCCAACUUAAAUUAGUGUGUUCGAAUUCCGGUUAAAAACUUACAAAAUUAGUGUGUUCGAUUUCCGGUAUGUCUUUUAGAACAUCGUUUGUUCUAGCAUAUAUUUCUGUAGUAAAUUAUGCAUGUUGAUUUGCUCAAUCAUAAUAAGAGUUUAUUUUUUUCUUGUGCUCUA